GAGAGUGUUACGAAAAAGAUUCUUGCGCGCGCGCACAUAGGAUCUGUACACACGACGACAGAUUAGCAUAAAUUUGCCUAAAAGUAUUUUGAAGUGUCUUUUUUUCCUCUCUGUUUUAUUUAUAUAUUACGGAUCGCCACGUGUUUAUCAAUUAUUAGUGCUGGCGCGCGCGCACACGCGGGUUUCAAGACGAUUAUUAUAUACGCAGCCAGAUCAUAUUAUAUGCGAAUUGUGGUCGCCGAAGCAUCGUCGACGCCAGUAUGGCGAUUGCAUUUGUAAAAGUUGGAUACAUAUCGUAAACGUAAGUCUGCGUAUCGAGCCAGCCUCUCUCUCUCUCUCUCUCCCUUCAUUUUUGCAUCAUCGAGACAACAAAGAGCCCGAAAAUGUCGAUCGACAUUAUUCAACGAAGUUGGACGCUGCGAAUAUGUCUGCUGAUCGUGUUGAUAGGUCCGCUGCGAGCUUGGCCGACGAGGGAUCCGGAUGCCAUAACGUUCCCCGACGACGACGAAUAUACCCGCAUAGGGAUCGAGCGCGAGGACAAAAAAAUCAGGGGGUCCGCUGACGCCCAGAACCACUUCUACGACGGCAAGAACACGAAUUUCGACGGUAAGGAAACGAAUUUCGACAAGGACAAAAUCGAGGAUGGACUUCAGACCGACAUCAGAUUCAUCAUCGGUGCGCCCUAUCGCUGGGCCUGUCCCCCAUGCGAAAAGCGCGACCACGAGAUGAGAUGUCGGAGAGUUUCUCCCUGCAAAGAAAAUCCUUGAGCGAUUAAUCGAGAGUGAUGUUCAUUGUGAAGAGACUGAUCGAUGUUGCAGACUGCCAACGGAACCCAGUGCAAUGUGAUGACAUUUUUCAAACACUGAUUCAUUUCAUUAGUUACAAAAUAUCGAUUGUUUAAUAAAGACUUAA
Messenger RNA from Trichogramma pretiosum, 912 nucleotides. RefSeq lists its product as uncharacterized. The transcript is spliced from 2 exons. The coding region runs from base 384 to 767 and encodes 127 amino acids. Lineage: Eukaryota; Metazoa; Arthropoda; Insecta; Hymenoptera; Trichogrammatidae. The record is from RefSeq and is a predicted model, not a curated record.